AAAAAAGAUAACAUGUUGUGUUUCAUUUUUUUGUCAUUUCGUGAAAGUGAAAAAACAUUCAAUUACGUGUUGGUCCAUAAAAUAAAGACUUUUACAUAUAUAUCUCUAUGAAAUCAAGAGCUAAUUAAAAGUGCGUGUGCUAUUCUUGAAAACAUAUUACUCGAAACCAACAAUAUGUCUUGUACAAAUAUAAUAAACAAAAGUCUCUGGUAGCUUCUGUGCAAAAUAAUAAAAAGAUAUUUCCGCACAUAAUCCUUGUAAAUUAAAAAAAUAACUUAAGUUAAUAGUAAUAAUUAUCUGUGUUGAAGAAUAAGAACGCAUUCAAUUCAACAAAACGGUAUCUUCCUAAGUGUAUCGUAGUCUCUAGAUAUUUAUGAUUACAAAUGACAAUGGGUGUUGUGAUUCAAGAUAAUCAGGCUGUCUAAAGAGUAUGGAGAGGUUGUCGCAUGAUUUCAACCUGGCUCUAGAAGAAAGUAACUGCGGCCGGCAGGAGAGGCGGAAACUAGGGCUCCGAAGGCGCACUAGAUCUGCAGGCAACCUGCCGGCUGCAGUAGCUGUGAGUUUAGUGGAAGAUGGAAGUUCAAGUAGUCCGCCACAGGCACCAUUGAUAACUCAGCCAUUAUCGGACUCUGAUGAUCCUCAUCUCAGCUUGCACAAAUCCACUAGCCUGAAAUCGAGGCAGUAUUGCCAGAUAGGGAACUUUGAAUCCGAUUCCUUCAAUGAGAACUUCUCCCCAACUAGGCCUGCCAAUGCCAGGAGGAAAAGGAAAUAUAAAAAGAUGCCUGUAGAGUAUACAGAUGGAAAAAGAUCUCCUCCCGUUGAGAUUUUGAGUGUCACUACCGAGUCCAAUGCCAUACCAACUACAAUUGUCCUACAAACUCAGGGCUUGACUUCGAUUCCACACCUGAGCAAACAUAAACAAGAAAGGAAUGCUUUUUGUGGCAAAAGAAAAUGGUCUCACAGGGAUAAGGGAGAUGUGUGUGAAAUGAGAGAGAGGUCAUUUAGUGGUGGUUGUUCAUCCAAAUCAACAUUUUUCAAAAAUGAUAUCAAAUGUAAAAGAUAUGACAGUGAAAAGAAAAGAAAGGACGCUGUUUUACAACCAGGGAAAAUCAUACUAAAAUCCCAAAAUGUUGAAGGCACAAAGUCAUCCCUAUUUUCUAACACACCUUCUUUGCCCGGUAGUUCCAGUUUCAAUUUCGUCUACAAAAACUUAUCGAAAAACGGGACACCAACACUUUCCAAAAUAACUGGAUAUAAAGUAACCACUGACUUGCCACCGGUUUUCAACCCUACAACAAGCACAGGCAAGUAUCAUAGAAAAUUUAAGAUGUUCAAUAAAAGUCAUCCACCCAACUCUUUAAGGAAUCCAUUGCAGUUUGAAGACUCAAAUAGUGGAAUGGACUGUGCAGGGAAUGAAUCGAGCUCUUUAAGUAGUAGUGAUUCUGACGGAGUUAUAACUAAUGAUAGUGAUAGAGAAGGAGAUGAUGAACUAACUGACUGGCCUGGAAUUGAAGAGCUAAAAGUCUUUAAUAAGAGUCUGACUUUCAAGUCAUCCAAAUCUGUCAGCAACAACAAUAACUCUCCCAGUUCCAUGACUAUGCCUCCACCAAAGAGGCUAAAAAAAGAAAAACUCCUUGUCAAAAGUGGAUGGGCUAGUUGUAAGAACAGAUUCAAAAAGAAGAGAGUCAAAGUUGAUUCAGGUAAUGAUGAUGAUGCAAUGAUGUCAGAUUCAAAGACUAUUGUGGACUUGGAAGACGAGAUAAUUUGUAAGGAAAAUCGAGACAUUUUGCAGCCCCACUCGUCUUUUUCUAGUUUUAGCGAUAUAAAGAACGCCGGUGUGUCAGGGCAGAACGCGAACGAGUCAUUUUUUCAAUCUUUCCAGGCGUUUCAGAAGAGGUCGGCGCAGCAGGAUGAAGUUUUCAGUCAGACGCCGAGAACAAACUUUUCGUUACAGAAAACUUCAUCGAGUGAUUUAAACGUGAGCGAGAGAUCGCCACAAAGCGAUCAUUAUUUCAGUGAGCAUUCCAUGGGGCAGGGAGUGACGGAAGUCAGGGAGAUAAGGGCCGGUUGUCGGCGAAUAAGAGAGGAGAGGCCAGGGUUUCUUAUUUUGAGUGCGGCUAAUGAGCAACUGUCCAAAUUCCUGCAAGAUUCUUGCCAAAGUGAGCUGAAGUUGCCCAGCUUUCAUGAUCCUGGUGAGAAGGAAAAGCUGGAGUCUCUAGCCAAGUUAUACUCUCUGAAAUUGCAAGUUGAAAUGGGCAGGCCCAUUCUUAGAAAAACAAGCAAUACAAUGCAAGCAGUCCGAGUAGAACAUUCCUACCAUAACUUUCCCACCGAUCACAAGCGUCGUUGCUAUGGAGAUGAUGCAGAUUCGAGUCUCAGUCUCAGCGAUAAUUCUGUAAAUUCCAUUAAUGAUCUAGAAGACCGCGAUCAUAUUUGUAUGAAGCCGCAAUCUACCACUGAUAUGGUGGCCCAAGACUUAGUGGAAUCAUUUUCAAAUACUCAUGUUGAUAAAUCGCUGUUGGACCCAGGUGAAGUUGAUUAAACCUACUUUUUUCCUAAGAAAAUUCUUUAAUAAUACGUACUUAUUGCAUAUUUUCAUUUGAUUGUUGCUACAAACGAGUUUAUGAAUUCCAGUUUUAAAUUUUGUUCGUGAAUAGUAAACAUUGCAUAGGCAAAUGAAGUUUUAACUGUAUCAAUAUAGAGCAUAUUUUUGUUAAUUUUUAUUAAUAGUAUGAGUUGUAUAGUAAUGGACUUGAGAAUCAUCAUUAUAAAAAAAUAUGGUUAGUGUCUAUUCUCAGUAGACACUAGCAUAUUCUAUAGUUGCAUUAUAACAUUCUUACAUUAAACAAACAUUGUGACUGAAAAACUGCUACUUAUAGUAUUUGCCAUGAUUUAUUGGUUUGUUAACUUUGUUGUUUUCCUGUCAUGAUUGAGAAAUAGUACUCGUAGAUAUCUAUCUAAACAAAAAACCUAAAUGAACUGAGCUUUUUAAGAUAUAGAAGACUGCGACCUUUGAAUUACAUAUGAAAUUUAAAUUAGAAUACUGACAUUAUAUUACCUAUUUCAUCAAUGUAUUAGAAGCCAUAAGACAAUUGCAUCAUUCUUAUAUUAUAUGAUAAUAUAAUUAUUACCCCUAUAUGUAAUGAAUUUCAAUGACGGAAUAUAUAAAUAAAUAUCAAAACCGUCUGAACACGACAUGUGCUUUGAAUGCGGGAAAACUUUUAUUAAAACAUUCUCGUUCGUGGAAGGUCAAUUUCCGAGUCAAAGAGCGUACCCACAUAUGGAAACAGGUAAUAAAUAAUGUAAGUGAUGUUAGGCUAUUAGACUGACCGCAAAUUAUUUUAAUACAAUACCGCUAUCAUAUAGCAGUUGCAACAAAGUUGCAUUUUGAAGUGGCCUAUUACUUACCAUGUAAUCAGUCAAUAUUAUUAAUUACUAUGUGCAUUAAGGUCAAUUCAUACCAGCGCAGAGUCGAAAUACAUCGAAGCGAAUUUUGGUAACGGUAACAUAGCUAAUUCAUAUUGACGACCUCCGUGGCCGAGUGGUUUGUAUGCCGGGUUUCAUGUUGUCGCCGACUCGAGAGGUCCCGGGUAUAUGUAUUUCUAUAUUAAUAUACUUAUAUAUGUACGGUAUAUGUAUUCCAUCCGUUACCCUAGUAUCCCAUAACACAAGUUUUACAGUGUUUACUUUGGGGCUAGGCUAAUUGGUGUGAGUGUUGGAAAUAUUCAUUAUUUAUAAUUCAACUUGAUAUUUCAUUUGUAUUAGAAUAGAGUGGGGCAGGCGGCUCUAAAAGUGUCCGUCUAGUAGAAAGAGAAAGAUGAAAGACCGCUAGCUAUCUCUCUCUCUCAUGUGACGUAUGCGCAGUCGUCUGUCCAAUAGUUGGUCCAAGCAUCACAUCCAAAUAGUAAGAUGCUUACGGUUACCAAUGCGCAUGCGCGAUUAGGGAGAGAAAGCUAGCGGCCUCACAUCUUCUUUCUCUUUCUAUUAGAGGGACACUUCCACUUGUAGUAGAGUCUAUAUCUCCCCUACUCUAUUCUUAUACCUCUAUGGUCGCAACUCCCGGGAACUGCUCAGUUUCUCUCUCUCCCAUACGAUGGAUCCGACACCCGCACGGUGAAUCCAUGGAUUGCUCGUUACAUAAUUGUAUUUUAUUUUUCAUAAUAUAUUAGUCGAUCUCUGAAUGUUUUAUAUAAGUUUGAAAUGGAGUGCCAUUUUUAUAAUGUCCAAGUGAAAUUAAUAAAAGAUUCGUAUCCUACAGUUACCAUGGAUAUCUUUAAAAUAAGUCUGCGUUAUAUUGAGGUUCGCACCUUUGCAACAAGUGUUGUUUAUGAUACCUGAAGGCUUUGCCAAGUGGAAAUCUUUUUUCUCUUAACAUUAAAGUUUACAAAUAAGUUGGUAUAGAACAACGAAAUAACCCAUAGUAACGAUUAUCUGUAGAAAACUUUUGAUGUAUUGUACGGAAAAAGGUUGUUUUGUCUACGGCGCCAUAAGCCGACUUCUUGUGUAUGAGCGAUUUCAAAAUAAGGCAAAAUGUUAAUGGUUUUUAUACUUUAAGGUCCCUCUUAUAUAAAACCUUAUCAAUACCUAUUUGAAAUGAUGUAUGUGCUAUGAAUUGUUAGUUGUUCCAUAGUUUUAUCGAAAAGACUAUUUAAUUGUAACUUUGUAUAUCAUGAUUAACACCUAGUAUUAAAGAAAUAUGUACGUUUAGAAUAACUUCUAUAUUUGUUUAAAAAUAUGAUAGUUUAAAAAUGAAUCAUGUUAUAAUAAUUAUGAUUUGAAUGGAAUAUUGUAUUAUAUUUAAACAAAAAUACAAAUUAUACUUUUAAAUUUAAAAAGGUCUGUUUUUUCAUAACCUUUUUUUCAUCUAAAGAAAAUAUUACUAGAUAAAAUUCCACGCGGACCAAGCAGCAGACGGGACUCGAACCCG
Molecule: messenger RNA, 4927 nt
Organism: Chilo suppressalis (striped riceborer)
Lineage: Eukaryota; Metazoa; Arthropoda; Insecta; Lepidoptera; Crambidae
Source: the annotation of a GenBank genome assembly